Molecule: messenger RNA, 1583 nt
Organism: Suillus plorans
Lineage: Eukaryota; Fungi; Basidiomycota; Agaricomycetes; Boletales; Suillaceae
Exons: 4
Coding region: 244-1479 (411 amino acids)
Biological process (GO): signal transduction
Source: RefSeq, a predicted model, not a curated record
AGAAGAAAGAUCCAAAAUUUCGUGUGAUAGGAGCGCCGUUGCGUGAUGUAUUGAUCCAUGCAUCAUCCACGAUCACCAUCGGCGAACACCAGCACGACGUACCGACCCUGGUCGUUGCCUGUGUAGAAGAGCUGACAAGAACGGGUACCACAUCUUCUCUCCCUUGAAUUGAUCCAUCAUUUACCCUCAUCAGGUAUUUACCAGCAGGGGCUGUUCCGCGCAUUGCCCAACCUCGAUCGGCACAUGCAAUUGAUCGACAUCUACAGUUCCAGUACUGAUUAUGGGGCUAAAUUCAGCAUGCACGGGCAGACCAUGCCGGACAUUUGCGCUGUCUUAUCCACGUUCAUCUCCACUCUUCCACAACCCCUCCUCGAUCCUAAACUUUACGGUGGAUUUUGGCACUGGUGUGUGAAGCCCAGCGUGAAGCGCGAGGAGGUAAGGCGAAGCCAACAGGAUGCGGAAGAAGAGGAGAAACGUGAUAGAGGCGAGCUGCCACUCUUGCUUCCUAUAACAGCCAGACAGCAUCAGAAACAAGUCCAGGACGACCUUCACCUUGGUCACGACGGUGAUAUCGAGCGCCAUCAGAUCAUGAUUGCGCAAAUAAUCCUCCGCUUCCUGCCUAUAGGCAAUCUCUCCCUACUGAUUUACCUCUGUGGAUUUUUCACCCAACUUCCCCUUUGUCCUGAGAACGGCAUACAAUUCGAGGAUAUCGCGCGGAUCUUUGGGCACAAGAUUUUUGGUGCGACGGCGAGGGUGUCAUCGCAGAAGAUGAUGGUUUGGUUAUUAACGAGGUGGCACAAUAUCUCAGAAGGUCUCCUCACUGAUGCAUGUGGAAUGUCGCGGCCGUCCACCCCUGUCCUCAAUCAAAAGGAGUUGCCUACUGGUGAAGACAGCGGUGGUAGCCCAGUGGUGAAAACCCCCAGUUCACGUCGCAGUCGUUCGUCGGACAGCGAUCGCUCCUCGUAUUCGUCUUCUCCCCACGAUCAAGCGGAAUCCAGCACUACUCGGCAUCGUAAGAAACGGAGCAUAGAAUCCACACCAGAGUCGGGUGAGGAUGGACUGUCAAGAUCUCGCCGUCUUCCAAGGCGGAAUAGAUCAGGUCGCCAGAACAGUGCGUUCAUCUCGCACCGAAGGAAGGCUUCUGGGCAGGACCUUCCGGACGUGUUUUCAAAGGCAUUUGCGAACGCACGGGUCACUACUUCAUCAUCACCUCCGGAACGCAUUUCGGGGGAUCAGCCAGAAAGCAUACUUCUCGAUACUCGAGUACGCCUCGCGCGCAUUCACAGCGAUCUCCAGCGCAACAAUUUGGUCGUUGUCGACGCUAUCAAGGAGUCAUUCAAGGCCAGUGACGAAGCGCGCUUACUUUCUGAGAAGAUUGGGCAACUGGAAAGGACAUUCGGGGACAUCAAGUCGCGUAAUCCAAGUAUUCCCGUCAGCACAAGGGAACCGCUGCAGGUUGGCAUUUUGGAGGCAGAGUGACUACGCACAUUAGAAUAUACAAGACAUCACAUGGCAUAAUAUGAUAUAGUGGGUAGGCCUUAAUACACGAUUCUAGGGUACUGCUAGUAAUUUAACUGCAGUGU